This is a messenger RNA of Vespula vulgaris, 899 nucleotides long. RefSeq names its product FAD-linked sulfhydryl oxidase ALR (gene Alr). Bases 420 to 899 code for a protein of 159 amino acids. The record is from RefSeq and is a predicted model, not a curated record. The transcript has 2 exons. Gene Ontology annotation, cellular component: mitochondrion. Gene Ontology annotation, molecular function: flavin adenine dinucleotide binding; flavin-dependent sulfhydryl oxidase activity. Lineage: Eukaryota; Metazoa; Arthropoda; Insecta; Hymenoptera; Vespidae.
AUUUUUAUUACUCUUUACUAAUUUAUAUGUUAAUAUGAAUAUUAAAUAAUUAGAAAAGUAUAAUCUGGCAUAUGGUUUUUUCUUGCGUUUAUGAAAUGUACUAUUAUUUUUACUACAUAAAAAAAAUUUUAUCAUAUACUAACUCAAUUUUUAGGUUACAAGUAGCAUAUAUAACCUAAGAAGUUUAUACGCUGAUGAAAUAGUUGCAUAAUAGGAGCAGUGUUUUCUUAUUGCGUUUGUAGUUCAUAUUUUGUCCAUACCUGUCGCUGAAGUCACACACGUUUCGAGCGAAAAAUGUGCAUAUGAAAGCUAUAAUUUCUGAGAUUAUUAGUAAUAAAAGGUUAUGUUUUAUAGAAUGACAUUAUAAAUAUACGUCUUUAUAAGUUUUUAUAACGUAAUGUUAUAAUAAAUAUGUUAAAAUGGAAAAGCCCUGUCGAACAUGCACUGACUUUAAAACAUGGGUAAAGUUACAGCAGCAAACUUUUGAUUCAGGAAAGAAUGAUGCUCAAAAGCAGCAAUCAAAUAAUAUUAAUACAAACAUUACUACCACUCAACGUGAUGAUUGUCCGUUAACUAGAGAUGAAGUAGGUUCAAAAACAUGGGCAUUUUUACAUACAAUGGCAGCCCGUUAUCCUGAUCAUCCAAGUGAAGAGCAAAAAAGUGAUAUGAAAAAAUUUAUGUAUAUAUUUUCUAAGUUUUAUCCCUGCCACACCUGUGCAGAAGAUUUUCAAGAACAAUUAAAAGAUAUGCCACCACAAACUGACUCGCAGAAAGUUUUGAGUCAAUGGUUAUGUGCUGUUCAUAAUGAGGUAAACAAAAAGUUAGGUAAACCAAAGUUUGAUUGCAACUUAGUUGACCAAAGAUGGAGAGAUGGAUGGUUGGAUGGUUCAUGUAAUUGA